AAGGAGGAAGAAGUUAUCUAGAAUGCUAGCUGCUCGGUCGGUAGGAGUAGAGACACUGUAGUGAUAAUAACUUGGCCGCAGGAGUGACUGAAUUAUCCAACAAGUGUUAAAGCUGAAAGGAGAAGCUCCGGAGCAUCGAGAAUCACCGACUCUUCAUCUGCACGUGCGGGGAAAGCAGGACAAGGCUGCGGAUAGUGGAGCUUUAAGAGCCGCUGCUGAGGAAGCUGAGAGAGAAGCGUUGGAUUCAGACAUGUCUGCGGCCGGAGACUUCGGAAACCCUUUAAGAAAAUUCAAACUGGUCUUUCUCGGGGAACAGAGUGUGGGGAAGACGUCAUUGAUCACCAGGUUCAUGUAUGACAGCUUUGACAACACAUACCAAGCCACAAUAGGAAUAGAUUUCCUCUCCAAAACCAUGUAUCUGGAAGACAGAACGAUCAGGUUACAGUUGUGGGACACGGCAGGACAGGAGCGAUUUCGCAGCUUGAUCCCGAGUUACAUCAGAGACUCCGCUGCUGCUGUCGUCGUCUACGACAUUACAAACGUCAACUCUUUCCAACAAACUACAAAGUGGAUUGAUGAUGUCAGAACAGAGAGGGGAAGUGAUGUCAUCAUCAUGUUGGUGGGAAACAAGACAGACCUUGCAGACAAAAGGCAAGUAUCUAUUGAGGAGGGUGAACGGAAAGCCAAAGAACUAAAUGUAAUGUUUAUAGAGACUAGUGCAAAAGCAGGCUACAACGUGAAGCAGCUUUUCCGCCGCGUGGCGGCUGCCCUCCCUGGCAUGGACGCCACGCAGGACAAGAACAGAGAGGACAUGAUCGACAUAAAGCUGGAGAAACCUCCUGAGCAGCCCGUCAGCGAAGGAGGCUGCUCCUGCUAGAGGGCUCAGCUAUCCCCGCCGCCACUUCUCUGUACAUGUCCCCUCUUCACUACACCCCUUCCCCUCUGUCCCAUUAGCCUGACUAAGAACACUAUGCCGUGGCACUGCCGCCGCCCUGCUCCUCCAUCCAGACGCUCCCAGACUGAGAAGCGCUCUGUAACUGACGAGAAAUGGAGCAGCAGCCGGAGUUCGUUCUGUUUUCACUCAUUUCUAAGCAGAUUGUCAAAGAUAAAUCUGUCAGGUCACCACAUCCUGGACUCUUUUCAAACUACACGGACAUCGAAUGUCUGGUGCUUUUAACAGGAGAGCUUUGCUUUAAGCCCAGAGGGUGUGAAUCCUGUUUGCUUUUAAUCCUGAACAGACCUUUUUUUAUGAAGUGAUUGAACUGGGGAGAGAAGCUGAAGAUUGUUGGCUUUUAACCAUCAUCAUUGGUUUGGUUCCUCUAUAGUCCAUCUGUACACAUGUGAUGCAGCUAAAGUCCUGCUCUCAUCAUGAUGAUGCCUGUAUUUCAGACCUUUUCUAAGCACGUAUGUUUAAAAACACACUACAUGGUUAGAAAGCAGCACAAGCGUGGUUCACAGUCCUGCUGGUUGUUUUUUUCCAUCCAUGAGGAGGACAAAUAAAGUUUCAUAGAAUAUUUGUUUGCUUUUUUUUUGUAGUUUUCACCUAAAACCCAACAAAACUGUGGAUAGAGGAACAUUUGCCUUUCUUAGGGUAAAAAGUCGAAGAUGUGGGCUCCUUUGGCAUCGGUUUUGCUUUGAACACUAUAUUAUUUUUUGGUUUUGCUUUUUACUUUUUGGCUUUGAUCUUUCGUUAGUGAUUUAUCAAGACGUGUAUUUAAUCUACAAUGACUUGAAAUAUUUAUUUCUGUUGGAUAAAUGCUUCUGUUUUGUUUUUGUUUUUUUAUAGUUGGUAAUAUUUUUCCUUUGUGGUAACCAGUCCUAAAUGAUAUACGUCGUCCCAGAUCAGCUUUUCCAGAAUCUGACCGUCUGCCGUUGGAUCAUACUGAUGAUGUUGUGCAAUUAUUGUGAGAAUUUAUGCAGGAGAGUCUAUUAUGUAUAGUAGAUUUAACAUUUCUGUCUGGAAUUGUAAUAAAUGAAAGAAUAAAUUUACA
Messenger RNA from Cyprinodon variegatus (sheepshead minnow), 1991 nucleotides. It is a transcript of the gene rab6a, whose product is annotated as RAB6A, member RAS oncogene family. NCBI's taxonomy places the organism in Eukaryota, Metazoa, Chordata, Actinopteri, Cyprinodontiformes, Cyprinodontidae. The transcript is spliced from 8 exons. Gene Ontology annotation, molecular function: GTP binding; GTPase activity. Bases 251 to 877 code for a protein of 208 amino acids. The record is from RefSeq and is a predicted model, not a curated record.